GCGAUAGCAGACGAAUAAGCGAAUAAUUUUGUAAUCAUGACCCACCAGGCAAACGUAAAACAUUUAGUAUCUAAAUUAAAUUUUAAAAUUGGUGAUAAAGCUAGAAGAUUAUCAAAUCCGGAUGGACCUGCAGGAAGAUUUAGAAAACUGCAGAAAACAGUAACAGCUUUAAUAAAGUAUGAGCGAAUUGAACUCAAGUACAACAGAGCCGAUGAGGCGAGAGGUUAUGUUGAACGGUUGAUAUCAGAAGCACGUCGUUUUGGUCCUACACACAAAGAUACGAUGGAAAUUGCCGACUAUUGGAUUCUGGAAAAGCAACUAGUUCACAAACUUUUCAAAGUUCUUGUGCCCAGAUACGAAGAUUACACACAAUCAGUCACAAAAUUGUAUAAAGCACCUAGAGAUUAUCCUGGAGAUUAUCGUGCCAGAGCUGUCUUAGAACUUAGAGGAAAUAUAUAUCCGAGCCUAAACAUGCAGAAUCCAAACACAUACAGUAUGAUCCACAACGUUUUACUCAGCGAAGCCAGGAAGGAAUACCGUCUAGAGAAGUACAAGCAAGUCGCAGAAAAUUUAGCGCAGUGAAUUUUUCUAUCAGAAAUAUUAAAUAAUAUAUUAAUUAUUUCUAAAAGCAUUUGAGCAUUUUGUACUCAGUCUUUAGUAAAAAUAUCAGUUUUUAAAAACAAAA
Messenger RNA from Belonocnema kinseyi, 685 nucleotides. RefSeq names its product 39S ribosomal protein L17, mitochondrial (gene mRpL17). The coding region runs from base 37 to 582 and encodes 181 amino acids. The record is from RefSeq and is a predicted model, not a curated record. Lineage: Eukaryota; Metazoa; Arthropoda; Insecta; Hymenoptera; Cynipidae. Gene Ontology annotation, biological process: translation. Gene Ontology annotation, molecular function: structural constituent of ribosome. Gene Ontology annotation, cellular component: mitochondrial large ribosomal subunit; ribosome. The transcript has 3 exons.